Molecule: messenger RNA, 3303 nt
Organism: Seriola dumerili (greater amberjack)
Lineage: Eukaryota; Metazoa; Chordata; Actinopteri; Carangiformes; Carangidae
Gene: prkcq
Product: protein kinase C theta
Exons: 17
Coding region: 218-2377 (719 amino acids)
Biological process (GO): intracellular signal transduction; peptidyl-serine phosphorylation
Molecular function (GO): diacylglycerol-dependent serine/threonine kinase activity; ATP binding
Source: RefSeq, a predicted model, not a curated record
UCCUCUGGAGGAAAAGAGGCAGUCGGCAAGUGCUGCAGUGGAGGAAAGGUGGCUGACGGCGACCCAGAAGCUGCUUCCGAAAUAAAUCUGAGAAAAGAAAAAUCUCAAGCUGCUUCGUAAAGACGGCGUCAACAUCACAGUUUCCUGGAGGGUUUUUUUGGGGGGUUUUUUUGUUUUUUUUGUGGAUAUCUGAGUUGGGGUCAGAGAGUCCGCAGCCAUGUCGCCUUUCCUGCGGAUCGGCUUCUCCAAAUUCGAGAUGGAUCCCAGUCUGGCCUACCAUGAAGAGGUGCUGGACCCAUACUGUGCCGUCCACAUGAAGGAGGCCAUCGACACAGAGAAGGGCCAAGUGUACAAGCAGAAGAAGCCCACCAUGUACCCGCCGUGGAGCACCACGUUUGACGCCCACAUCCAUCGCGGUCGCAUCAUGCACGUGAUGGUGAAGGACCGGACGGCGGAGCUGAAGUCUGAGGCCACGGUGGCUCUGGACUCGCUGGCGGCACGCUGCAAGAAGGAGAACGGCAAGCUGGAGAUCUGGCUGGAGCUGAAGCCACAGGGUCGCCUGCUGAUGGAGGCCAGAUAUUUCCUGGAGAAAAGUGAUGCUGCAGGUCAGACCGAGGGAGACCCCGAGUCCGAACGGGAGCAAGACGGUCUGUUCGCCCUCCAUCAGCGACGCGGUGCCAUCAAACAGGCCAAAGUGCACGUCGUCAAAUGUCAUGAAUUCAGCGCCACAUUCUUCCCACAGCCAACCUUCUGCUCCGUCUGCAAAGAGUUUGUCUGGGGGCUUAACAAGCAGGGUUACCAGUGCAGACAGUGCAAUGCAGCUAUCCACAAAAAAUGCAUAGACAAAGUCAUUGCCAAAUGCACCGGCUCGGCCAUAAACAGCAAAGAAACGAUGAUCCACAAGGAACGCUUCAAGAUCGACAUGCCGCACAGGUUUAAAGUCUAUAACUACAAAAGCCCCACCUUCUGUGAACACUGUGGGACUCUGCUGUGGGGGCUCGCCAAGCAGGGGCUCAAAUGUGAGGAGUGUGGCAUGAACGUCCAUCAUAAAUGUCAGAAGAAAGUAGCCAACCUCUGUGGGGUCAACCAGAAACUGAUGGCUGAAGCUCUGGCCAUCAUCGAGAGCAAACAGCAGGCAAAAAGCACCAGAGAAUCUGAAAUCAUUGGUCGAGAAGGUCCAGUAGGUGUUGGCCAGCCUGGAGUGGUCCGAGCUCCGUCCGGGUUAAUAAUGGGUCUACCGGCCACGGCUACACCUGCAAACAAAGAUGUGCAGGGUGUUUCAUGGGAGGGACCAACAGACGGCAGCAGGUCGGUCACCGUGGCGUUGAGAGAAGAGGAGCCUCUGUACGCCGUCCCACGGAAGGAUCACCAACCCAAGUUCAGCGUCGAUGACUUUGUCCUGCACAAGAUGCUGGGGAAGGGCAGCUUUGGCAAGGUGUUUCUAGCUGAGCUGAAAAAGACAGGCCAGUUUUUUGCAGUCAAGGCUCUGAAAAAGGACGUGGUGCUGAUGGAUGAUGAUGUGGAGUGCACUAUGGUGGAGAGGAGGGUCCUGUCUUUAGCCUGGGAGAAUCCUUUCCUCACGCACCUUUACUGCACCUUUCAGACCAAGGAGAACCUGUUCUUUGUGAUGGAGUAUCUGAACGGAGGGGAUCUGAUGUUCCACAUCCAGAGCUGCCACAAGUUCGACUUGCAAAGAGCCACCUUCUAUGCAGCUGAGAUCAUCUGUGGGCUCCAGUUCCUGCACUCUAAAGGAAUCAUUUACAGAGACCUGAAGCUGGACAAUGUGCUGUUGGACUCGGAGGGCCAUAUAAAGAUAGCGGACUUUGGCAUGUGUAAGGAGAACAUGCAGGAAGACUUGCGGACCUCCACCUUCUGCGGGACGCCGGACUACAUUGCCCCUGAGAUCCUGCUGGGUCAGAAGUACAACAGCUCGGUGGACUGGUGGUCGUUCGGAGUACUGCUGUACGAGAUGCUGAUCGGUCAGUCUCCGUUCCACGGCCGAGACGAAGAGGAGCUGUUUCAGUCCAUACGGACGGACAACCCCAUCUACCCGCGCUGGCUCACCAAAGACGCCAAGGACAUUUUAGUCAAGCUGUUUGUCAGAGAGCCUGAAGAGAGGCUGGGAGUAAAAGGAAACAUCAGGCAGCACAGUUUCUUCAGCAGCACUGACUGGAUCUCCCUGGAGCAACGGCAAGUGGCGCCACCCUUCAGGCCAACCUUAUCGUCGCCCAGCGACUGCAGCAACUUCGACAAAGAGUUCAUCAACGAGAAGCCUCGGCUGUCAUGUGCCGACCGGACGCUCAUCAACAGCGUUGACCAGACGAUGUUCAGAAACUUCUCCUUCGUUAACCCGGGGAUGGCUCGCAUUGCGCGCUGACCACCUGACCAACAACCUACUACCUAACGAACAAAGCCGCUCAGUCACAACCAGCACUUCACUGUAACUGUUCAAUCAAACUGCAGAGACUUUAGACGCUGAAUGUCACAAAUCUCAACUGUAUCCAUAAACAUGAUGAUGACCACUAAAAGGGGGGUGUGUCCUGGGUGUAAGGCACACACAAACACAACUGUGACACGAUAUUUCGAUAUUUGAUGCACGUCCUUUCUGUCUCUCUCCAUUUUGAAACUUAAAAUAGAAACAUCCACAAAUCUUUAAAAAAAAACAACCAGAAAACAAAACAUCUGUGCUGAGACAGAGAGGCAAAGAAGAUUAAACUAAGACUCUUAACAAUAUACAUGAAGUCCAUUAUGAUACCUCACAUAUAAUUAGACAAUUCUGUGUAGGCUUAAAUCAUAACUCACCAAUUCCUUUCACUUUAAAAGCAUGUAAUUAAUUACAUAUAGAUUUCCCCCUUAAAAGUAUCCAACCCCUAAACUUGCUUCCGUGUUUAUCAGGGUAUAUUUAUCAAUAGAAAAUGUGCUUGUAAUUAACUUAUGGUGCCUCAUAAUACUUUAUGAAGUUCAUGUCUUCAAGUAAAGCAAACGUAGUUGCGAGAGAUUUAGUUACACCAAUUAAAUCUAUUGUCCUGUUUUAUUUUGUGUUUUAUUCCAUAGCAUACUGAGUCGUUUACCUCCAUUUUGGUACAGAUGUUACGGCCCUUUGUUGUGUAAAUAACUGUUAAGUAAUCAUGUUGACAUACUGUACUGUUGUUGGAAUCGAGCUGUUAUUGUGUAGCAAAGGUGAAUUACAGGUUUUUUUUGUUAAUGUAUGUUUUCUGAUUGUACCUCAGGUGUUUUUAUUGAUGCUGUUACUUGGAUAGAUCCCUGCAUACUGUAGUUUUUAUUGUUCAGAAUCAUGUACAA